Balaenoptera musculus (blue whale) is the source of this 1940-nucleotide messenger RNA. RefSeq names its product transmembrane protein 268-like. The coding region runs from base 1 to 855 and encodes 284 amino acids. NCBI's taxonomy places the organism in Eukaryota, Metazoa, Chordata, Mammalia, Artiodactyla, Balaenopteridae. The transcript has 7 exons. The record is from RefSeq and is a predicted model, not a curated record.
AUGGAGGGUGUUCUAUGUGGUGGUGUGGGCCAACAUCUACUCCACCAGCCAGAUGUUCACCCUGGGGAACCACUGGGUGGGUGUGCUGCUCGUGACCCUGGCUGCCAUGAGCCUGACCCUGACUCUUGUGCUCAUUUUCGAGAGACACCAGAGGAAGGCCAAUGCCAACACGGACCUAAGGCUGGCGGCUGCCAACGGAGCCCUCCUGAGACACCGGGUGCUGUUGGGGGUGACAGACACGGUGGAAGGCUGCCAGAGUGUGAUUCAGCCACUUGUCUACCAGCUAUCCAAAGGAGACCCCGUCGUGCGGGGGGACUCUGGGAGAGAGCAGAAUGGCCUGCUCACGCCGGAGACCGGGAUGAAUCUGGUCAUCCCCAGAAGGGCAAGCCUCCAGCGAGGAGGCAGGAGCUCUGGUUUGUCUACUUCGACCUGGAGGCCUGCGUGCAGUUUUUGUCCGACCAUGUUCGAGAAAUGAAGACGAGCCAAGAGUCCUUGCUGAGAAGCAGAUUGAGCCAGCUGUGUGUUGUCAUGGAGACUGGGGUGAGCCCCACGGUGGCCGAGGGGCCGGAGAACCUGCUGGAGGAAGCUCCUCUCCUGCCCAGCAGUCCUCGUCCCACGGAGAGGCCACUCAUGCAGACCGAGCUUUGCCAGCUUAUUCCUGAGGCUGAGCCAGAGGAAAUGGCCCAGCAGCUGCUGGCAGUGUUUGGUGGCUACUACAUCCGGCUCCUGGUGACCUCUCAGCUCCCCCAGGCAUUGGGCACACGACACACAGACUCUCCAAGGAUUCCAUGCCCCUGCCAGCUCAUAGAAGCCCACGUCCUGGGCACAGGGUGCUGCCCAUUCCUGGCCAGGUGACCUAGGGACGAAGGGACUCAUCUUCUUCCAAGGCUGAAGGUGAGAAGUCAGGGAGGCCUCAGGAGCCCAUGGUGGCCGACGGUGAGCCCUAGGCGAGGGGAGCAGCAUCUGGGGGCACUCUGAGGCUGUCCGUCAUGUCAGCACUGGGAAUACUGUUCUCACUCCAGGACCCUGCGCAAGAAUGGCUUGUCGACAUCCCACACUGACCCCUGGCCUUUGCAGAAGCCGAUGGUCCCACUCUGAGGUGCUUUCUGUGCUGCUGAGAACUGUGGACGUGGAUGAAAGGGCCACCCGCACAUCCCUUUCAUUGUCUGGAGAGCCCAGGAAAUGUGAAGAUGACCAGACCGGGCUGAACGUGUGUCCAAAGCUUGGUCUCAGGUGAUGCUCCUGUCCCCACCCCCUUCUUGUCAGAUGGAGACUCAGGACACUGCUCUUUGUGGCAUUGCCUUGGGCCCCUUAGAUGAUAAGAAGCCUCUUCCCAAUCUGAAGUGAAGAAGUAAAUUCUCAGAAUGUUCUCCGUUUUUAAGUUGUUUUUUCCCUACAUUUUCUGAAAAACGAUGGCACUUGGGCUUGUAUGCUAGCACACAGGCCUUCAGGAGUAGGAAGCAAACAGCCUGUAACUGCUAAUGGGAAUAUUUGGAAGAGACUGAUCCUGUCUGAUUGGAGGGCGUAUUUUGUUCAACGGCAUGCUUGCUCGUGGGUAUGGUUUCCUACUGCAGACAGAGAAUGGCAGUUUGUUCCUUAACACUAACACUCCUGGAGUGAAGCGUAAUCUGUCACUUGUGGAAUUCCAUGAAGAGCUCAGAGGCUGCCAGGUGCUCUGCUUCUGAACAAGUUUGAAGACCCGUUGUUCCCUAGGCCCAAAUCCAAAAGCCCUAGCCUGGCAUUUAAAGGCUCCCCAGCACCUAAGACCUGGCCUUCAUCUGCAAUUUUGGCUUCAUCGCCCAUAAAAAUCCUUCAUAGGUUGAAACUCUUUUCCUGGACUGACAUACCUGUUCCUUUGUAUCUGCUGGACUCCUAUGCAUGCUUUUGUAAAAAAAAAUUUUUUUAAUUGAGGUAUAUACAAGGUUCAGGUGUACAACAUA